GUGGCGGGGAGGCGGCGCGGAGGGAGGGCAGGCCGGCUGCGGGAAGCGGGGCUCCGCGCUGGGACUGGUUCCUUCGCAGCCAUUUUCUGUCCAACCAAACAGCCGAUUUGCGGAGGGAGCCAACCAGGGCCGCACUGGAGGUUUGUGCCUGGCUCCGGCCAAUGAUUGAUGGACGGUGAUAGCUCCACGACGGAUGCUUCUCAGUUAGGAAUUGCUGGAGAUUACAUUGGUGGCAGUCACUAUGUGAUACAGCCUCACGAUGACACAGAGGACAGCAUGAAUGAUCAUGAAGAUACAAAUGGGUCAAAAGAGAGUUUUAGAGAACAAGAUAUCUAUCUUCCAAUUGCAAAUGUUGCAAGGAUAAUGAAAAACGCUAUACCCCAAACAGGAAAGAUUGCUAAGGAUGCAAAAGAAUGUGUGCAAGAGUGUGUAAGUGAAUUCAUCAGCUUUAUAACGUCAGAAGCAAGUGAAAGGUGUCACCAAGAGAAAAGAAAGACCAUUAAUGGAGAAGAUAUUCUCUUUGCCAUGUCUACCUUGGGAUUUGAUAGCUAUGUUGAACCUUUGAAGUUAUACCUCCAAAAAUUCAGAGAGGCAAUGAAAGGAGAAAAGGGAAUUGGGGGAACAGUUACAACUGGAGAUGGUCUAAGUGAGGAGCUCACAGAGGAAGCAUUUACUAAUCAGUUGCCAGCAGGCUUAAUAACUACAGACGGCCAACAGCAGAAUGUUAUGGUCUAUACAACAUCAUACCAACAGAUCUCCGGUGUUCAACAAAUUCAGUUCUCAUGAUUUGAAGACGACUUUGGAUCUGGGAACAUGAGACGCAGAAGCAGUGAAACUCUAACAAAAAGACAGUUUUAAUGACUGGUGGAGAGAUUUAUCUCUUUGUAUAUUAAAUAGCUGUAAUGUAGCUACCUGAAGCUAGACUAAUUGAGGUGUGAAUUCAGACUCAAAUCUUUUUCAUGAAUGAUUUUAAAAAAAAAAAAACAAAUUGGAUUUUAAAGGUAUUAAAGUAUUUUUGUUUUGUACAAGAGUUUGUUGCUCUGUAUAACUCCUGUAUGCAUUGUAUAUUGCAAUUUAUUACUGUCAGAGAUUUGUAGACAGUUUCUUAUUUUCAUAUUGAAUCAUGUUACUUUUGUAAUUCAGGUAAACAGCUGGGUCAAUUCAUGUUUACCCUUUGAAUAAAAAUGUAAGGGUAAAGUUCA
Molecule: messenger RNA, 1202 nt
Organism: Oxyura jamaicensis (ruddy duck)
Lineage: Eukaryota; Metazoa; Chordata; Aves; Anseriformes; Anatidae
Gene: NFYB
Product: nuclear transcription factor Y subunit beta
Exons: 7
Coding region: 169-786 (205 amino acids)
Biological process (GO): regulation of transcription by RNA polymerase II
Cellular component (GO): nucleus; CCAAT-binding factor complex
Molecular function (GO): DNA-binding transcription activator activity, RNA polymerase II-specific; RNA polymerase II cis-regulatory region sequence-specific DNA binding; protein heterodimerization activity
Source: RefSeq, a predicted model, not a curated record